GCCGGGGCGGGGCCGCCGCCCGUCGGUUGUUGUAGUAACGGGGAAGCGGCGGGAGGGGCCGGGGCUGCCUUGUGCGCCCGGCCCGGCCUGGCCUGGCCCGGCUCGGCUGUGCGGGGGCAGGUAACUGCUCUUGCAACUGGGACUGGGCUGUAUGAAAAUUCCUAGAGGAAAUGCCAGUUGGGAUGGCUAAAGAUCUGGAGGAAACUGGCUCAUCUGCAGAUGAGGAAGAAGACGCAGUAGUUGGAUUGGAGGAUCAUCCAUGUAUCAAGUGGACUGGUGGUGGCUGCAGGCGGGUUCCUGUCUUGGUGUUUCAUGCUGAAGCCAUUCUGACUAAGGACAGCUACCUCCGCCUAAUUGGAGAGCGCUACCACAUGUCCUAUAAGAUUGUGCGAACAGACAGCCGACUGGUUCGGAGCAUUCUGACUGCCCAUGGAUUCCAUGAGGUCCACCCUAAUAGUACCGAAUACAAUCUCAUGUGGACAGGAUCACACUUGAAGCCCUAUUUGCUGCGUUCCCUUACAGAUAUUCAGAAAGUCAAUCAUUUCCCUAGGUCAUAUGAACUGACACGAAAGGACAGACUGUACAAGAAUGUCUCUCGAAUGCAGCUGGCCCAUGGAUUCAAGACAUUCCACAUCUUACCUCAGACCUUUAUCCUCCCGACAGAGUACCAGGACUUCUGCAGUACCUAUUCUAAGGACAGAGGCCCAUGGAUAGUGAAGCCUGUGGCCUCUUCCAGAGGUCGAGGUGUCUACCUGAUAAAUAAUCCAAACCAAAUUAUUGUGGAAGACAACAUCCUGGUUUCUCGUUACAUCAGCAACCCCUUGCUCAUAGAUGAUUUCAAAUUUGAUGUGCGUCUCUAUGUUCUGGUUACAUCUUAUGAUCCACUUGUCAUCUAUCUCUACGAGGAAGGAUUGGCCAGAUUUGCAACAGUGAGGUAUGACCAUGCAACCAAGAACAUUAAAAACCAGUUCAUGCAUCUGACCAACUACAGUGUCAACAAGAAGAGUGGAGAUUAUGUCAGCUGUGAUGAUCCUGAAGUAGAGGAUUAUGGAAACAAGUGGAGCAUGAGUGCAAUGCUGAGGUACUUAAAACAAGAGGGGAGAGACACUGCAGCACUGAUGGCCAACGUGGAGGACCUGAUUAUCAAGACCGUAGUUUCUGCUGAGCUGUCCAUUGCCUCAGCUUGUAAAAGCUUUCUUUCACAUCGUGGCAGCUGCUUUGAGCUGUAUGGUUUUGAUGUCCUUAUUGAUGACACUCUGAAACCCUGGCUGCUGGAAGUGAACCUGUCCCCAUCAUUGGCCUGUGAUGCUCCUUUGGACCUGAAGAUCAAAGCUAGCAUGCUCUCAGAUAUGUUCACUCUUGUAGGCUUUGUAUGCCAGGAUCCAUGCCAGCGGUCAAGCCGGGCCAUUUAUCAUUCAUCUGAUGUCAGAAGAAAUGCAUACCAGAAGCUGCARCGUCCUGCGUCUGCACAGUCGCAAACAGCAAACAGCAGAUUGCGUUCCCGUCCUCUGUCUGCCAGCGAUGCUGAAGUUAAAACCUCGAUGCCCUUAGGCAGGGAAAAAGCAACAGGGAGGCAUAACAGCUCUGUGCUAGGCCUCACCAUGGAGGAGAUCAGAGUUCUCCGGCGAGUGAGAGAGGAAAAUGAACGGAGAGGAGGCUUUGUCCGGAUUUUCCCUACUCCUUUAACAUGGGACCUUUAUGGAUCUUUUUUAGAGCACAAGACAUCAAUGAACUACAUGCUGGCUACACGUCUGUUUAAGGACAGGGGUAGGAUAAAAAGAGAGUUCAUCACUGGGAGAGCYCGAGCAGGUCUUAAUGGAAGGCCGGAAGUGAGGAUGGAAGCUGUGGACUCUCAUGCUCUCUUUUAUGAGAGGAAGCUUAUUUCACUGGAGUUACGGAAACGUCGUCGAUGUCAUGGCAAGGCUCAAGCAACACAGACAAGAUUAUCAGGCACAUCACAACCAACAAAGCUGUCCCUCAAGUCAGACACAGAAGAUGAGGAAGAAGAAGAGAUGGAUGCAGAUGAAGAUGAAGAGAUAGAUGGAAAUGUUUGCUUUCCUUCAGACAMCCAGGUGAAAAACAAGCCAAAACUCUCUGACUCAGUGAAAGCUACUCGUAAGGAGAGUUUACCRAGAAAAUUUGACAAGAAAACUGGAGAUGAAGAGCUAUUUCUGCAAAAACCAGAUUCAGAAUCUCAGUUUAACUUGCUUCAGAUUCUUCAAAAGCAUGGAAACUUGAGCAAAGUACAAGCUCGUACAGCUUUCUCUGCCUAUCUACAGCAUGUUCGGCUCCGACUGAUGAAGGAGGCUGGAGAACAGAUCCAGAAUCCUUCCUGGGUUGCUAAAGAGGAUGAACAAAUGGAGCUUGUCAUCCGCUUUCUGAAGCGAGCUGCCUGCAACCUUCGUCAGUCCUUGAGGCUGCUGCUCCCCAGCCGUCGUUUAGGACGAAAUGAUCGUCGUCGUAUCCUGGCUCGCCAGCUGGGCGAGUUCAUAGUCUGUUACAACAAGGAAACGGAGCAGAUGGUUCAGAAACAAUCAAAAAAGAAACAGGAAGAGGAGGAGGAGGGAGUGAAUCCUGAAGGUUUUCAGAACUUUAUUACCAGAGCAAGUGAAAGUGACCUGGAGGAAGUACUCACAUUUUACACACACAAAAACAAAUCAGCAAGCGUCUUCCUAGGAACAAAAUCCACAAGCACAAAACACAGCAACAGCAGCCAGCAGUCAGAGAAACAGCCCCAAGGUGAGCAUCCUGAGAUGGUGAAAAAAAUAAAAGGUGAUCAUCCCAAAAGUUCAGCUGCAGAUUUGACUGCAGAAGGAGCACUAAAAGGCUAUAAACCCAAAGAAGCUAGAUCAAGCUUUCCAGAAGGAUGCACCUUCUCCUUAAAUGCUGACRUGAAAUUACCUUGGUGCAGCCCUCCUGGUGCUUGUUCCUCUGCUCCUGGUGCCAUGUUCCAGAGAAGUAACAGUUCCUGGAUGCCAUCUCAGCCUGCAGCUUCUGAAAAUUCAAAGGCAGCCGGACACCCUUCAUUGCCGGCUCCUCCAGCUGGUCUCMGACUGACUCAGUCCCCACCCCCACUACCUUCCUUGCAGAGCACAGCUUCUGACAGCUCUUCUGUCCUCACAAACCCAGUGUCCACUGAGACUUGUAGCCUUUCAGGGUCACAUCGUUGUCGUUCUGGUAGCUAUACCAUUGGCCCAUUCUCAUCUUUUCAGAGAGCUGCUCAGAUCUACAGCCAAAGAUUGUCCCGACCAUCGUCUGUAAAAGUAGGUUUGUGCCAUCGCAAUUCAAGUGGGCAGUGUGUGGGCCCUGCCAGGAUGCACAAAGAUGCAGAACAUACUCCCCAGGGCAAGCGUCAUGGCCCCAGUGUGGUAGCAGCAGAACUGCAGCAGUUGGCAGAAAAGCAAGCAGCCUGCCAGAACUCCCCAGCAAACCACGUCGGUCUCCUUACACAGCAGUUAACAAACCUGGAUUUGGCAAGUGGAGCUAUAAGCAAGGGGAAUGCAGCUGCCCCACAGAGCCACUGGUCACCACUCAACAAAAGAGGGUCAGUGUGGGCUGUUCAGUCAGACACUCAUAAAGAAGACAAAAGAUCUGUCUCUUCAUCAGUCAGGCCUCCAGAGAAUCAUCAUUUUGCCUUGGAAGGAGAGGUGGAGAGCAGUGUCUACAACAAGGUGACACGGGCUCCUCUGGCACAUCCCAACUAUCAGCUUCAGUUUGCAGUGCAGCAGCUUCAGCAGCAGAAACUUCAGUCACGACAGGUGUUGGAGCAAAACCAAGCACGGCAACAGGCUGUCUUUGCUAACUACUCUCAAUCCAGCACCAGUCAUAUACCUAUGCCAGCUGGCUCUGAUGCCCACAAGACAUCAAGUGCCACUUCUAGUAUCCAGAAGGCAGCMAGUUUGCACAAAGUGAUGCCAUCCCAGAGUACACCUCCUCAGCUGGUUCCAAAGCCUCCAACAAACCACAGACAGGCAGUGAUCAGAAAGGCUGCAGCCCAGAGGAUUUCCAAGGUGACCUCUACUGAAAAGCAGCUGAAUGGAUUCCAGAACAGUCUUCACAGUACUGCAUCCUGUGAGCCAGGGACAUAUUCCACAGCUUCUGCUCGCAGAGAAGGACUAACACAGAACACCAGGUGAGGAAUCCAGGGCAUUGCUUCAUGUAUAGGACAAAGGAAAAAGCAGCAGUGACUUCACACCACCACAUUCCCGUAUCAGCCAAAAAAGAGAGAAGAGGAAGCCUUGGUGAGAGGACAACCCCCUGAAGAGGGUACCUAAACAUCUGUGAAAGCAGAUUGUGGUGAUGCACCCGCAAGCUAAGGUGAAUGAAUGCUUUUGAGAGCUUCUGCUGCUGAGUCUUUGGGUCCCUUCAUCCAUUUCUUCCUGAUCACUAACUGUGAGAUCUUUCUGUAAGACAAGAGAUCUUUCCUCCAGCUGUUCUUCCUAAAGUCCAGGUUUGAACAUAAAGUCUCAUUUGCUCAGCGAUUUCAGUCUGUUCUAGACUGGUAACAGCCAAGAUUUCAUGCUUUCAUCACAUGGCAACCAUCAUCGGAGAAAAAUAUUAGAACAUACGACUCGAGAGGUCUGUGUUGGUUGCCAUCUUGAAUUUUGGCACAGAGUCAUAGAAAUGAUCAGUUUGAAUAAAGUGAUUUCAUUUGUUUGUUUUGGUUGUAAUUUCAGUUGUUUAUUCACACACCCAAAAUGCUGUUGGUCAACUGAACAGGAUUUUAAAUCUGUCUUUAUGUUGGAUGUUUGCGUUCUGUGUGGCUUAUUUUGUAUUUCGAUUUCUGUUUGUUUAGGCUUUAUAAACUUUUUUAAUUGGCUGAUGUUUUCAGACCCAAGCUUGAACCCUAAGGCCCAGGUGGCUCUUAUCAGUUGCAAUUGUCUYGGUGAAGCACUCCAGUUAAAAUUUGCAUAGUGUUAUGGAAAUUUGUUUGCUUGUGUUAGAAAACAAUGUCAGCAGCUGGAAAAUGUAUUGGAGAGAAGAUCCAUCCAUCCUUAAAAUGAACAGGAAGCGGCUUCAGCUCUGCCUCUUUGUUGGUGCCAGGUAAAAGGAAAACUCAGUAUUUUGCAACUUCUGCCUUGUCCAACAGCAAGGGAUAUUACUGAUAACUCUCAAAGGUAAAAAAUCUUGUGUGGCUUGUAUCAGAGUCUUCAGAGUUUGGAUUAAACAUCCUGUUUGAUCUCUUUUCUUACUCCACAUUCCCCUGUCAUUUCUAGUUUUUGUAGUCAGUGUUAAGAGAUCAUUCUAAUGUGUAAAUAAAUAGAUAAGGAUCAGCCCAAAGGGCCUACAGAAGAAACUGUAUCAGAGGGGGAAGGUGUUUCCUCUUCAAAUGAUUGAGUUCGUGUUUACUYGUGGAUUCUGCAUAUUUUCUGUCACUCAAGACCAGAUAAACUGUGAGAAGAUAARUGAUUAUGUUCAUACCUUAUUAGUUUCACCAUCGCUUGCUUCAGGCAUGAAUUCAUAGGAGAAUAUGCAUUUUUCUAUGUCUGUUAUACUCACAUGUUGAAUACUUCACUGGUCUACAAUGCAGGUCUCUGACAGAGCUGUUCCCUUCAUGGGCUUAUCUUUCGUUUCCGUUAGAYAGUCAUGAUCAUGUUCACUUUCUUCACAUUUUUGUUGGCUCAUGAUUAGUGAAAGUUUAGUUGCAGAAGUUGUUACUUCAGACUUGUGCGCAUCCUCAGCACCAUGGGUUUCAGGACCUUAGGUGUGUCUUCUCACAGCCUUCUCUGCUGUGUGUGCUAUUGGCUCUCGCCUCCAGCUCAACUGGAGUGCCUUCUUUGAUGUAAGACUUYGCUUCAGUAAAUAACAAUUCCAUUCCUUUCUUCCUCCCUAAGUAUCUGCGUUAUCCUUAUUCCACUGGGUUUUAAGUCAGGAUUGAGUAGCUGUAGGAUAUACAUCUUUGUGGAAUUCUAAUCUCUCUUUUUGUUUUGGAGUUUGUUUGUUCAGGUUAUCACAAGCCACGACUUAAAACUGUAGAGAGGUUUGGAGGCUAGAGAUUUACUUAGCUCAGGAAAGGUGAUUGUCUUAUAAGAAUCAUUGUCAGAAGCAACAUUCUUACAUCUUUGUCAAGAAAAUUAUCAAUUAGUGCUGGCUUAUUAUGAACACUGGUGAAUUGUUUUGUCAGCUUUGCUAGUCUCGCACCCACACAUUUUGGGAUGAUGAUUUUAACUUGGUUAUAGCCAUUUUUUUCUGAACUUUUCAUUGCAUGUUAGAUGUAGCCAACCCCCACAUCUGUGACUGUGAUGACUUAGUAGCAGUAUGUUAAAUAGCCUGUCUGUAAUUUUUUUUAAAUAUUCAGGAAAAUGCAUAGUGCAGUCUAAGACCCUCAUUUUGAAAGGAUGAAUUUUGUCAGUGUCAGGAGCAGUGAAGACUUGCAUCCUUUUGCCCAGGAAAAUUUUUUUCUGUUUCUGACAAAUUUUAGAAAAUCAGCCUUGGGAUAUCAAGACUGGUCCUUUACCUGAAGCCAAACACCUAGACUUGGAAUACCCUCUUUAUUCUCAGGAUGUGUUAGGACAGCCAGAGCAUCAAAGGACAUAGCAGUAUUCCUUUGCCUUGAGCAUCUGCUGAUCCCAUCUCUGAACACAAAUGCUGCUACAGUGGGGACAUGUGCAAUAGAGGAUCAGGAAAAAAUUCUGUGAUUCCAGCCUCUUAUUUCUUCCAUCCCCUUGUAUUCUUCAGCCCGGAGUCCGUAUGUCUUUGUGCAUUGUGGGUAUUGGAAGAUAACGUGUGUAUUUUUUUKCAGCUCUGAACCUCCAUGUCUAUCCAUUUCCAUAAGCCUCUCAGUGCUUCAGUUAAGAGAUUCAGUGGGGAAGCAUAGAACUUUUUCCCACCCAUCUUGGGAGAGAAGGCAUUUUACAGGCAGUGUUAAUCUCCUACAAGGGAGGGAACUAGAAUCACAAAUGGUUUUGGAUAUAUAAUAGUUGCACAAGGGGAGUACAAUUAUAUAUGUGUUCCUCAGAUGGGGUUUAUUUUUCUCUGCUUUUAGGACAUUUACUUCCUUGUAUUCAUCAAUUGUUCCAUCAAAAGUGUCAUUCUUCACUGCAAGAAAAUUACCCAUAGAAAGCCCCAACAAUGAUUCAGCAUCCAUUCCAGUGGUGACAAUGAAUAAUGUAAUCAAGGGAUCCCCCUCUUCUGUGAUGUUUGCAUCACUUCUAAAUUAUGGAACCUGCUCUAGUGACAGARAAUCAGGCUUGUUAGUCUCAAAAGGAGUAAUAUGCACAUCAGAGUCCCAGAGGCUGAGGUAAUGYGGAGUUCAUACAGCAUUUUGUGCCAUGUUUUAGAUGAUGAGCAUACAACAACACAAAAAUUAAGAAGAGGGGUAUUAGAUUCUCCCCUUUCCAGAAGAACUCAUUUGUGCUCAAUACAUGAACUAUUAAGUUUCCUUUUAGCAAGUUUUAUCUUGGCCUUUAAAACAGCCUUAAAAGGCAUGUGAGUGCCCAUCAGUGGAAGAUCGUGUUGUGACCAUAGACAAAGCACUUUGUCUUGGGUGCAAACAAGAUGUACUGAAAUUUCUAUUCUCAAGACUAGGUAUGUUUUUGGACAAUCAUGAUUUGUUGGAAAUACUCCUCACUAUGAUGCCUAGAAGGCUGACAGAUUAGUUCCAUGUUGUGGAAGGAGGCUGUGGUAUCAAGACCUUUGUUUACUGGUAGGAAUCUCAGUGCUGCGCCUUUUCCUUAUAAGAGAUACAGAUAAGAGAAUACAGAUACUCUCCAUAUGCAGGGAGUUGAAUGGCUGGCACUGCUAGAUCAUUCUUCUUUGCCUGAGGAGCUCAUUGAUGCACAGAUGACUUUCCAGAACACACUUGUAUUCUCAGCUUGCAUUCUCUCAGGCAAUGAACCUUGUGCUAAUACAACAGUUCCAGUAAUUUUGGAUCAUUUGCUGGGAACAAAAGUACUCUGGCUCCUGUUUUAUUUUUUAAGGUUUACAUGAUAGCACUGCCAAGGACUUUUUUCCUCUGUCAGUCCUACAUUUGCUGAUGAUCCUGGGUUCACUGUUUGAAUCUGAAUGGGUUAUUUGCUGGUGUAUAAAUAGUUGUAUUUUUUUGGUUUUGGUAUUUUUUGAUAGACCCUCUUCAAAUUAUUUCCUAUCUGAAUGYAUUAUUCCAGUGGAUCUGUCAUAAGUCUCUUCCAAAAGAAGUUUCUGAGCUUUACUUAACUCCGGGACUUAACUUUUUUUCCUUCUAGAACCUYGUGUUUCUAGAGCUGAGACAUCCUUGUUUACACCAAACAUCAGAAGAACCCUAUUUAGCUUUACAGAACUGAGAUUGCUUAUACCAACAGCUUAACAUUCAUAGUUCUCUUCAUGCAGAAAGUGAUUAAUUAGAAAAGACAUGGGCAAGGAGGCGUGUAAAAGAGAAGUUGCAAAAGGAGUGGUUGUUCACAAUCAUGCCACUAAAAGUAGAAACAUAAAAUGAAACUAACAGAUAUAAGCUUCAAAGGAAAAAAUAAAGUGGGGGGAGAUGGCUACUUUUUUUCACAGUACUUGACCUAUGGAAUUUCUUGUGACAAGAUGUGGWUACAAAAAAGAGCAUGUGGUUUGAAAAGACAAGUAGACAAAUGCAUGAAAAAGUAAUCUGUUAGGGCAUAUUAAAUAUUAAAACUGAAAUCCAAGAAGUUUCUAAGACUUUCCAAGUGAGUAUUCUGGGGAAUUCUCACAAUGGGCUUUCCCCAUUUUUAAUUUGUCUGUCAGGCACGGGCUGUUGACCUCUGUCCAACAAGAGCUGGGCUAGAUGGUCUUGUAUUCUGACUUUGUAUGGGUGUUUUGACAGUGUUGACUAGGACAGCCAAGACAAAGCUACUUUCAUGACAGUGGUAUGUUCCACCCUCGAAUUCAUCCUGUGGUGUUGAGUUUUCAUAAGAAAAGAGGCUAURUGCCCCGUUGUCACAUGAAACUUGUCUACACUUCCACCUGGGUGAGCGCUAUAUACUGCAGAGGCUUUCAGAAUGAUGGAACUUUCAAAAGAACAUUAAGGGUACUAAGAUCCACCUCUGGACAAAUUGUGAUUUUGGGGGAAAGUAGGUUUCUCGAUAGAAGUCAUCAAUAAUAUGAUCCUUGUAAAUGCUUAACUGCAUAAAGAUGGAGAAAAACUUUCCACUAACUGAAGCUUUUAAGUUAYCUUAUUCAUACACAUUUCACUUCUUGCCAUCUUUGUCUUCCAAAGAGCUCAAGUCMAGAGCACCUUCAAGGUGAAUUUGCACAAUCACAGCAUGUCUUAAUGAACCUGGUAACUGGUUCCCUCCCACUUUAGAACACUGCUGUCCUUUUCCAGCGAAUGAAGUUUCCGUGCUGACUUAGAGAUGAGUAGUUAGGAAAUGCAGACUGAUCUCAAAAUUGUUGGAUCCUGAGUUUUCCUUUGCAGUUGUAAAGCAAGAGGACAAUUUCACUGAACUGAAGGUGACAAAUGACACCAAGUUUGCCCUGAGGAGUCUGCUCUGUCUUUUACCUUACCAGAAAAGGAUUUCAUUUGCCCUCAUUGAAAAGGAGUUUCCACUGCUGUUUUGAAUUAAAAGGAAAGAAUCACUGAUCACUGUGGAGACCCUGGUAUGAAGCCUUUGCCAGUGGUAUUCAGUGAGUCAUAGAGGUUCCCAAGGGAAAACACUAUACUUAACAGGGCCUCUUCUCUACAAGUCCACGCCUACAGCACACACAGUGAGCUUGAGAAGUCUUACAUUCUUUGAAAAGAAGUGGCUUCUUUAUCUGACCUAUCAGACAAACAAAUCACAUUGACCUUAAAAAGACCAAAUUUGAUGCAGUUGUUAAGAAUUYCGGGGCUGUUAAAAAUGAGUCUUUUAUUAAUGAAGUUUUUUAUUGUUUGUGUGGGGCAGSUGAAAGAGGUGCUGUUAUCUCUAAAAGCAAUUUCAACACUGUAUUUGGCCUCUUGCCUUCUGCUGCACUGGGAUGUGCAACGGRAGACAACCCCAGAACAUUAGUUCAAUUUGGUGCCCCUGCAAGAGGAUUUUAGAAAAUCCUGUUUCACCAUAGUUAUUGCAAUGGUAGAAUGUAGUCUCCUUCUCCAACACAAAGAGGAGACUAGUUACAGUACUCUGUGUAGUCAUGUUCCAAAGUAAGAAAAUCUCCCCCUAAAAUAUUUUUUGGUUAUUUAGCUGAUCGCUGUAUCUUGAGAAUUAUCAUGUCCAAAGGCAGGAGGGAAUCUCUGAAAAGUUUCUGUACUGACAAGUCAAAAUGUUUCACUCUCAUCACUCCAUCACUCUACUAUUAAACUUUUCUUUUCUGAGUCUGGGGAAGAAUAAUGACAAAGGAUUUUUUCCACACUGUUUCCAGUAAUUAUUGUAUAGGAUUUAGCCCACGGCUUUCAUGUGGUUUUGCCUUAUUUGUAUGAUCUGAAAAGUUAGACUGUGUCAGAGAUCUUUAAUAUAAUAUAUUUAAUGCACCUAACAUGUCUUAAUACACCAUUCUUCAARAUGCAGAUGGAGAGCUGUGAAUUUACUGGGAAGUUGUAGGCAUCCCAUUGAUGCCACUACUUACAUUACUCAUGCUUCCAGUUGCAUGAUGCUUCCCCCAUUUAAACUGGGGUUGUCUUCCUUCCUGAAAGUGUUUUCUCCACUAUUUCUAUUUCCAGAAAUUCAAUGUGGAAUACAUUUUGUCUGUGAUAUCAGCCUGGAUUUUUUUUUCCACAGACCUACAAAACUCAUGUCUCCAUAUGUGUGGUAAAAUUUCCUUUUGAAAAUUAUCUAGGAAUAAAGAUUGGUGGCUCCUUCUGCCAAAUUGUGGCCCAGGUCUUUUGAAUGAUGGCUUUUGCUGAAGGCAGGUAAAAUUCAUAAAAAUGAAGGCAAUUUAAAAUGU
Messenger RNA from Malurus melanocephalus (red-backed fairy wren), 10803 nucleotides. It is a transcript of the gene TTLL5, whose product is annotated as tubulin tyrosine ligase like 5. Gene Ontology annotation, cellular component: cilium. Bases 171 to 4136 code for a protein of 1321 amino acids. The transcript is spliced from 34 exons. The record is from RefSeq and is a predicted model, not a curated record. Gene Ontology annotation, biological process: microtubule cytoskeleton organization; protein polyglutamylation. Gene Ontology annotation, molecular function: tubulin binding; tubulin-glutamic acid ligase activity. NCBI's taxonomy places the organism in Eukaryota, Metazoa, Chordata, Aves, Passeriformes, Maluridae.